AUGGGUCAGAUUCUUGAUGGUGAUGCCAGAAAAGAACUCAUCCGAGCUUCUUCUGCGGCACAAUGUGGCGAGGAUUUAUUGCCUACUCAGCAUUUAGAUGCCCCCUCCACCUCCUACCAGUUGUUCUUUAUGAUGGCCUCGACAAAUUCACCUCAGCAUCAAGUAACAAUCCGUGUGGUGUUGCAUCAUUUGAAGGUUGAGGGUAAGUCUGGAACGGAGUUAGUAGGAAACAUUGAACGGGAUAUAUCUGUCCCUUUGUCCAUCACUGCAUGCCAGCUACGUUUGACUAUUAUUGACAACCUACAGCUUCUAUGGUCAGAUUGGUUGGUCGGUUAUGAUUUAUCACUGGAAUCUCUUGAAAUGCACAAAGCGCCAAAAUUACUGAUUUAUGACCCCCACCUGCCUUUCAACAGCACAGAAAAACUUGUUCUCCACAACUUCUUCUUUCAUAUAUCAGGUAAAGAUCCCACCCCAAGGUUUGCCCCAAAUCUGAAGGUAUCAAUUAUCUUGGUGAUGACAAAUGCCCAAUUCGAGGACAUUUUGUCAUGGAAAUCGGAGUGUAAGCGGGGCCCAGGUGCCCAUGGGCAACAAGUGUCUGAUGGAGCAGACACGGACUUGGAAGAAGCGGAACAGUCAGGUGUUUAUGAUCCGAUGGAUGAGGUAUUUCGUGCCGCUACAACAUUUGGCCAGAAACGUUGCAUUGCCCAGGCUUGUGGAGGCUCAAGUGCUCGUGGAGAAUCUAGCUCAAACUCAUCAUCCCAAAGUAGGUCAUCCAGCAUCCCACUCUCAGGUUCGUAA
Serpula lacrymans var. lacrymans S7.9 is the source of this 798-nucleotide messenger RNA. RefSeq lists its product as uncharacterized. Bases 1 to 798 code for a protein of 265 amino acids. The record is from RefSeq and is a predicted model, not a curated record. NCBI's taxonomy places the organism in Eukaryota, Fungi, Basidiomycota, Agaricomycetes, Boletales, Serpulaceae. The transcript is spliced from 5 exons.